Branchiostoma belcheri (Belcher's lancelet) is the source of this 3297-nucleotide messenger RNA. RefSeq names its product E3 ubiquitin-protein ligase Midline-1-like. Gene Ontology annotation, cellular component: recycling endosome. Lineage: Eukaryota; Metazoa; Chordata; Leptocardii; Amphioxiformes; Branchiostomatidae. Gene Ontology annotation, biological process: exocytosis. The coding region runs from base 504 to 2300 and encodes 598 amino acids. The transcript is spliced from 12 exons. Gene Ontology annotation, molecular function: GTP binding; zinc ion binding; GTPase activity. The record is from RefSeq and is a predicted model, not a curated record.
ACCACACCGUGUGAUGAAACGAACCUCCCCUUGUUUGCAUUGUGUAGACAGUUUCUGGUCUGCCGGUUGCGGCGGCAGGAAGAGGCCCAGUGGUUCCGCGAAAGACUAAAAUAAAAGCCACCAGUUCUGCACGGGACAUGGGAAAGAAAGGAAGUCUGUCCUUCCGUGGAAGCAACAAAUGACAGGCUGCCAGCGGUUCGUUUACUCACAGGAACAUCACGCAGAUCCUGUGACAACAUCGUUCAUUUUCUCGGAAAUACAGCUGGAUCGCCGGCAUAACGUCACCGCCGACUCAACAUAUGCCACGAUGUCAUCCUAGUAGUACAAGUGGGCAACUUUCUGUGACGGUCAGAGACUUACUCUUCGUGUGAGGUUACACAGGUAAGGACGCGCGUCAUCUGGAUUCAGCUCUAGUCUGAAAACUAAGCCCAUUCAUCGUUACCAGCGACAAAUUCGUCACAUUUUUAAGAGGACAAAAUCACAAUAUAUAGUUUCAAGAGAUAAUGGAUGCCCUUUUAAAGGAGCUCUCGUGCCCAGCGUGCCACAGGUUACCGUCCGACCCUCUGGUGCUGCCCUGUCAGCACAGCCUGUGCGCCAGGUGUAUCGAGGACGCCUUGGCCAAGCAGUGCCUGGUGUCCCGCAAGGGCAAGAAGAACGAGAAGGAAGACGUCAGGAAGCGGCUGCGCUGUCCCACCUGCCGGGAGGAAGUCGUGUUCGACUCGGAGCGCGGGAUCGACCGUCUGAGGCCGAACGUCGCGCUGCAGAAGAUCAUCGCGCGCGUCCGCGGCGUGGAGCUGGAGGCAGAGGCGGAGAUCGAGACGGACAGAGACUGCGAAGUCUGCGAGCUGAUCCCGGCAGCCAAGGCGGUGAAGAGGUGCGUGUCCUGUGACCUGGUGUACUGUGAGGACUGUCUGAAGUCCGUCCACUCCCGCCGAGGGUUCAAGAAGCACAAGUUGACGGACGUCGGCCUGCCCCGCCAGGGUCUGCCCAACACGCUCAUGUGCGGGGAACACAAGGAGGAGAAGACCAACCUGUACUGCACCACCUGCGCUUGCGUCAUCUGCUCGCUGUGUAAGCUGGUGGGGAAACACUCAGACCACCAGGUCCGCGCAGUCGCAGACGAGUAUCAAGAACUCAAGGAUUACCUGGGGAGCCGCCUCGAGGCGCUUGCGCAGAGCAUCAAUGAGCAAGAAGACUUCAUCAAGGAACUGCAGACCAAAUGUGAGGCGCUAGAGGAGAAUGCCAAGAAGCACAAAGACGUCGCAGUAGAGGAGAUCGACGCACUCAUCUCCACUCUACAGAAGAAGAAGGACUACCUGACGGACAAGAUUGACAGAGAGAGGAACUCCAAGUUACGUGCACUGAUGAAACAGAUGGCGUCACUGCGCAUGCGCAUGGACGAGGGGAUCGGCGUUGUUGCUUACAGUGGGAUGAUCCUGAAGGAAGAGGACCAGCCCACGUUUCUACAGACUGCCGUUGCCUUGUGUGACAGAGUUAAAGCCGUCACGUGCCCCGAGCCUCUAUAUCCGGCAGCUAGUGACUACUUCCGGUAUGGAAACUUGGACUUGUUGAGAGAGCAGGAGAUAUUGCAGAGGAUAGACUUCCAACAAGACGGUUUGUUGCAAAAAAAUAAGUCUGACGUCAGCAGUGUGGCGGGAAGUCACGUGUCAGCGACCAUGGACCCCAUCACCAUGUCGUAUGACAUCAUGGAGGAACCUUCGCAGAACUUCAAGAUCAUCAUGACAGGUGACCCCGGUGUGGGGAAAACUAGCCUGGCCGCCAGGUUUGGCAAUAACAGAUUUGAUAAAGAUCAGAAGCCCACCAUCGGUAUAGAGUUCGUGUCCAAGACGGCGAAGGUGGACGGACGCAUCGUCAAGGCCCAGGUGUGGGACACGUCAGGACAACAGAAGUACAGACCGAUGAUCAGUGCCUUCUGUCCCGGCGCGCUCGGGGCGAUGGUGGUGUAUGACAUCACCAAAAAGGAGACGUUCGAGCAUGCGCGGACUCACCUGAAGGAGGUCCGUGAGAAGGCGGACUCCAAGGUGGUCAUCAUGCUGGUGGGGAACAAGGGCGACCUGGGACACAACCGGGCCGUCACUACACAGGAGGGGCGCGAGUUCGCAGACAAACGUCACAUCCUGUUUGCCGAGACGUCGGCCGGGGAGGGGAGGAACGUGGACACGGCGUUCGAGCGGCUCAUCAGCGAGAUCUACCACGAGUCGCACGACUUCAGCGACAACUCCACCUACACCGGCGGCAGUCUGGAGGACAUCAGCGACGUGGACUCCAUGUUUGACUAGGUUUCAUCUAUAGGGGUACAUAGAAUAACGGCCACAUUCGCCGUAUAGGUCGUACGCGUACAAUUUUGAAAUUUCAAGCAGGCUGUGACAGAACUGACCACCGACAAGGAUCUAAGACUUUUUUAAUUGUUCCAUAUUUACAAGAAUGGUGUACGACACAUCCAAGACUACCCCAAGAAUUCAGUUUGCCAUCGUGCGACGGAAUUAUCAGCAUCCACACGAAUUUUAUGAAAUUCAUUAUGAAUUUUAUUUCAUCUCAACUUACAAAUUGGCAUAAAACCGCAAGGAGUUUAUGUAAGCAUACGAAUUCGUAUGAGGAAACCGGCUAUUAAAAAACCGAUCGCUAUGAGCCUCUAUGGAAAAACGUUUUAGCCGCUCUGUCACGCGCUCCAGACAACAGUUAUAGGUUUCUAGAUUAAAAGCAGUUUUUCAGGAGAUCUGUCGGUUUCCUCGCACCAAUUCGUACGUUUUGCAUGAAAUUAGAUCGAAUUUCAUAAAUGUCGUUUGAAGAUUUGUUUUAGUGCUUAUCAAUUAGGUCCAACUAGUAUCGAUAUCACUAGCUCUCGCUUUAGUAAAAGGGACAAAAAUACGGAAACGUUAAACGGGUAGUUUUCAUGGAGAAAAUUAAGUUUUCUGUUGUUCAUGAAGUCUCGAAAGGACGAUUCAAAGAUGUAUAUCAUACACGGAGUAGGUGAUGGUGGUGUAUUGGGAUGGUAAGAACGAACUGGUGCAAGGGCACAAUCUGGUGCUAUUUCUAGUCUGCUAGAGGGUACGGUUUAAUUUACAUCCUACUAUUCGUAUACUAUUUAUAAUGUUAUAUGGAGUGAGUGAGUGCGUGAGUGAGUGAGUGCGUUCUUGAGUGAGUGGGUGCGUGCGUGAGUGAGUGAGUGAAUACGAUAAACUGCUGCCCCGUUCUUGCCAAAAAGCUAUUUCCCACUCAUUGUGACACUGGCAACUGCCUCCCAUUGAAUAAAACAGUCUAUGGCUUAAAACGUUU